Messenger RNA from Benincasa hispida (wax gourd), 1807 nucleotides. RefSeq names its product BEL1-like homeodomain protein 9. Gene Ontology annotation, molecular function: DNA binding. NCBI's taxonomy places the organism in Eukaryota, Viridiplantae, Streptophyta, Magnoliopsida, Cucurbitales, Cucurbitaceae. Gene Ontology annotation, biological process: regulation of DNA-templated transcription. The record is from RefSeq and is a predicted model, not a curated record.
UGUUUUAUUUCUUACAGAAAGUGAUAGAGAGAAUCCCACGCCUCCAAUCCCCAAUCACUUCUCAACUUUGCAGCUCCCCUUCUUCCCCUUCUUCAAUAAUAUUUUAUAUUAUAUAUCAUUCUUCCUUCUUCCUUCUUCCUCCUAAUAAUUAUUAUAACUACCCCAUAAAUCAAAAUCCCUCCAAUUUCUAUUCAUUUUAUUUUAUUUUAUUCAUUUUAUUUUAUUUUUAUUUUUUUUGAGUUUAUUGGCUAUGGCGGAGGGUUUUGAAAUUUACCAUGUCCCACAACAAAGCAGGAGAGACAAGCUAAGAGUUGGAAUUGGCAGUAGUAGUAGUAGUAAUUCAAAUCAUCAUCAUCAUAAUAAUUUCUUUCCUUUAUAUGAUGAUGAUCCCUCUUCUUUUAUUUCUUCUGAUUUUGAUUUUCAUCAAAACCCCUCUUUUCAAUUACUUCAUCAUAAUUACCCUCCGCCUCCCACCUCCGCCACCACCGUCCUCCACCACCUCCCUCCCCUCCUCUCCGACCAACAACAACCACCCUUAUCCCUUGACCUCAACCUCCAACACCGCUACGCCUAUCGUUCCACUUCCCUUUUAAAAGCCUCCAAAUUUUUCAACCCAGCUCAGCAGCUCCUUCAUGACUUAUUUGACAUCGCUGCCCCUAACUCCUCCGACAAACUGCUCCCGGAUUCCGCCCUUCUUGACUCCUUGGACGGUGAUAUCCCCACCACCGCCGCCUCCGCCCCUGAAAACGGCGACACCACAAAAUCUAGGCUUAUUACCAUUCUCCACGAGGUUUAUAGAAGAUAUAAACUAUACUAUCAGCAAAUGCAAGCAGUGGUUACAACAUUUGAGUACGCUGCAGGGCUUGGCAAUGCAGCUCCCUAUGCAAACUUAGCCAUAAAAGCCAUGUUUAAGCACUUCAGAUUCUUAAAAAAUGCCAUAGCCGACCAGCUCCAAUUCAACAAGCAGCAGCAGCAGCAGCAACCAAACCCUUACUCUCAAAGAUCCAUUCACAACCACGGUCCCGGAUUCCUCAAUCAUCAACCCGUUUGGCGCCCGCAGAGAGGCCUCCCUGAGAGAGCCGUCACCGUCCUCCGAGCUUGGCUCUUUGAGAACUUCCUUCAUCCUUAUCCUACGGAUACAGAUAAGCUCAUGUUGGCCAACCAGACUGGACUCUCGAGAAGUCAGGUAUCAAACUGGUUCAUCAAUGCAAGAGUGAGACUCUGGAAACCAAUGGUUGAAGAAAUCCACAUGUUAGAAACAAGGCAAGCUCAAAAAUCUCAGCAAAAUGAAGGCAACAACAACAAUAAUAUUGAAAAUAACAAUGCCUUAAACAACAACGAUCCUCUUUCCUCCACAAAUGAAUCCUUACUAAAACCUCACCACAACAAUAAUGCAUCUUCUUCAAACCCCCACCACCCAUCUCUAGAUUUGUCCAACACCAAUUUCUUUCCCACCCACCACCCUCACGCCACCACCGGCAACGUUUCCUUAACUCUCGGCCUCCAACAGAACCACGGCGGCAUCGCUCUCACGGAGCCAUUUCCCAUCAAUGCAGCUCACCAUUUUAACCUUGGCUUAGAAGCCAACGGUGAAGGGUUUGUAAAUGAGUGGUUUUGAUUGAUGCAAAUCAAAAUAUAUGUGGUUUGUUGGCUAAAGAUGUUCAAUUUUGAACAUCAUGGGCAGCUAGGGUUGUUUAAUUCAGACAUUAUAUAUAUAUACUGACAAAUUUUGAGCUACGUUGUAAGAAUUAAUUCUUAUAAUCCGAGGUGAAAUUGGAGUUAAAUCACAUUGUUUGUGUUUCUUUGA